AUGAGCUCGGAGUACACGACAUUAAGAACAGAACUAAAGCAAUGGGAGAGAGAAUAUCAGGCCCAACAUGGGCGAAAGCCGACGCCCAAUGAUAUAAGGCUUAUUCCCGGUCUCACGGAAAAGUACAAACGUUUCAAAGCCUUAUCAAAAGCUGCUGGCCAGACCGGAGAUGUCGGCAAACCUCCAGCACCCGCCUCCACCGGCGCGUCUAGCGGAAUAAUCAGGCAUUCAAGGGCAGUAGAGGACCUAGGAGACGCAAUACCUGCAGCCGCGAGACCCAAUCCCUUUUCUCCCUCAAAGCCACGCCCGACCACAUCCCACAUUGCAUCCGGCCGGCGCACUCCAGAACGACAUCUUUUCCCGAAUCCAUUCGCAUCCCCGGUCAAGAAAAAGGAAGGUAGCAACGCCACUAGCUCAGCUCAUCCCGGAACACUCGAUUCCCUGUCCCACUCCCCUUCAUCUUCCCCAAAUCCCUUCGUCGUAAAGCGACUCCCGGAUGAGAACUUGUUGAAACCCACUCAGCCACCUGACUCGCCGUUCACCGCUGCUCGAAAGCGCAUCAGAGGCGACGGGGAAGAGGGACUAGGCAAUACUAUGGAUACAGACGCACCAGAUAAUACGAAGAGACGGAGAUUCGUUAAUCGCUCACAGUCAGCAUCCUACUCUGGAUUGUUCGGGACUGCGCCCUACAUCCUUCCUGAUACCGCCGCUCAAUCGAAUUCAAACACUCAGCCAUCUCAACCCGGUUCUUCUCGUCCCGGUGAAGAGGUCCUGGGGGACAGUCCGAUCAAACCAAGUGUUCGGAAUGGAGUCGUCUACAAGCCAAUUUUCGACGAUGGUCGUGAGUCGCUGCAAACUUCUGCAUUGGGCUCGCAACGGUCCGGCACGACUCGUACUACGUCUCUGCCAGCUUCUUUGACCAUCUUCAGCAAGCGGCCAGAAAGUGAUGAUGCGGCAAGAAAGCAUUUAGUGUCGUCACAGCCGGUGCAGGAUGACGACUCUUUGACAAACGAUAACCAAGCGAUGGACGAGGAUGACCCGUCGACCUCCACCCAGCUCAUCGCACCGACUCCGGUCAAAACAGGUGCGAAGCAAUGGAAAGGUCAAGCCAAAGGGAAGAAACAGAAAACAAUGACGCAUGCGAACGAGGAUUUGAGCGACAGCGAGCAAACAAGCGACGAAGUUCAGGCGGUCGAAGUCGAAUGGCGCAUACUCGGUCCUCUCCAGGUGCCAGGGCAAACGGACGACAAGGGUGACGACGACGACGAGAACUUUCAGUUACUCUCUCUCGGGAAACCGUGGAUCAGGCACUAUUCCACUGCAGAAGAAGAUGGAGAAAUCAACGAGAGUGUGAGGGAACAUGUAGAGAUUGAUCUACCCGAGGAAAUGCAAAAUCUGCUCGAGCUUAGUCCAUCCAAACCGCGGGUGGACGAGGAUCAAGUUGUCCAGGAUAUAUUGGCAGGUAUUGGCGAUCGUAGUAAGCGACAUGAGGUGUGGCAUGUUGGCGACGUCGGGACCGAAGAAGACGAUUGGGACAGUGAAGGCGCGGGAUGGUGGGAGGCAGAGUUGUAA
This is a messenger RNA of Serendipita indica DSM 11827, 1572 nucleotides long. The record is from the annotation of a GenBank genome assembly. NCBI's taxonomy places the organism in Eukaryota, Fungi, Basidiomycota, Agaricomycetes, Sebacinales, Serendipitaceae.